UGAUGAGGCUGCACUGAUGAACACUAAUAGGCAGCACUGAUGGGCACUGAUGAGGUGGCAUGGAUUGGCAGCACUGAUUGGCACUGAUAGGCGGCACUGCUGGUCACUGAUAAGUGGCACUGAUGAACAGCACUGAUGGGCGGCAUUGAUGGGCGGCACUGACUGGUGGCAUUGCUGGGCACUGACUGGUGGCACUGCUGGGUGGCACUGCUGGGCACUGAUGGGUACAAGUGGGAGGCACUGCUGGGCACUGGUGGGAAGCACUUCUGGGUGGCCCUGCUGGGCACUG
Messenger RNA from Staurois parvus, 289 nucleotides. NCBI's taxonomy places the organism in Eukaryota, Metazoa, Chordata, Amphibia, Anura, Ranidae. The record is from the annotation of a GenBank genome assembly.